GCACUUGCAGCUCCCGGCAGAGCCCGGAACCUGCGCGCCUGGGUGUCCGUGUGUCCGUCUGCCCUGCCUUCUGCUGGUGGCACCUCGCCCUUCUGCAGCACCCCCUUCAUCCCCCUCGCCCCCCCCCCCCCCGCGGUGAGCCCCUCCUUGCAGAAGCACAGCUCGCCCCCACAGCCCAGGAGCUCAGCAUGCGUCCGGCAGGCACCGGGAACUUCUUGCUGCUGGCGUGCUCCCUCCUCCUCGCGGUGCUGUCAGCUGUUCCUCAAAACUUCUCGCCAUCUCUGAGGAGCGGGCCCGGUGCCACGUGCAGGCUGUCCCGGGCCGAGUCCGAGCGCCGGUGCAGGGCGCCAGGGCAGCCCCCAGGGGGCGCUGUGUGCCACGGCAGGGGCCGGUGCGACUGCGGGGUCUGCAUCUGCCACGUGAGCGAGCCGGGCGUGUACUUCGGGCCCCUGUGUGAAUGCCACGAAUGGGUGUGCGAGACCUACGACGGGAAGACCUGCGCAGGCCAUGGUAAAUGUGACUGUGGAAAGUGCAAAUGUGACAAAGGAUGGUCUGGGGAUGCUUGCCAGUAUCCAACUAAUUGUGAUCUGACAAAGAAAAAAAGUAACCAACUGUGCAAGAAUUCUCAAGAUGUCAUCUGCUCUAAUGCAGGUACAUGUCACUGUGGCAGAUGUAAAUGUGAUAAUUCAGAUGGAAAUGGACUAGUUUAUGGCAAAUUUUGUGAGUGUGAUGAUAGAGAAUGUAUAGAUGAUGAAACAGAAGAAAUAUGUGGAGGCCAUGGAAAGUGUUACUGUGGAAACUGUUACUGCGAUGCUGGUUGGCAUGGAGAUAAAUGCGAAUUCCAGUGUGAUAUCACCCCCUGGGAGAGCAAGCGAAGAUGCACAUCACCAGAUGGCAAAAUCUGCAGUAACAGAGGAACUUGUGUGUGUGGUGAAUGUUCUUGCCACGAUGUUGACCCAACUGGAGACUGGGGAGAUAUUCAUGGAGACACCUGUGAGUGUGAUGAACGGGAUUGUAGAGCUGUCUACGACAGAUAUUCUGAUGACUUCUGUUCAGGUCAUGGACAAUGUAACUGUGGACGAUGUGACUGCAAAGUAGGCUGGUAUGGGAAGAAGUGUGAGCACCCACGUUCCUGCCCACUGUCGACUGAGGAGAGCAUCAAGAAGUGCCAGGGGAGCUCUGAUCUGCCCUGCUCCGGAAGGGGUAAAUGUGAAUGUGGCAAAUGCACCUGCUACCCGCCGGGGGAUCGCAGGGUUUAUGGGAAGACGUGCGAGUGUGAUGAUCGCCGCUGUGAAGACCUCGACGGCGUGGUCUGUGGAGGCCACGGCACGUGUUCCUGUGGCCGCUGCGUGUGUGAGAGAGGAUGGUUCGGGAGGCUCUGCCAACAUCCCAGGAAGUGCAACAUGACGGAGGAACUGAGCAGGAGUCUGUGUGAGUCAGCAGAUGGCAUACUGUGCUCCGGAAAGGGUUCUUGUCACUGUGGAAAGUGUAUUUGUUCUGCCGAAGAAUGGUACAUUUCAGGGGAAUUCUGUGACUGCGAUGACAGGGACUGCGACAAACACGAUGGUCUCAUUUGCACAGGGAAUGGAAUAUGUAGCUGUGGAAACUGUGAGUGCUGGGACGGAUGGAAUGGAAACGCAUGUGAAAUCUGGCUUGGCACAGAAUACCCUUAACAAUGAGAGAGGACUGGGUUCCUAUUUGUCUAGGCCAUUAGAGAUAUAAAUUCAGAGGAAACCAUGUAUAAUCACCGCGAGGACAGGUCCAACAGACUGUUGUAUGUUUUUCUAUUUCUGAAAGCCUGAAUGAAAUCUGGAUACCCAUUAAGAAAGGAGUUAAGCAAACUCAGAUGUAAAUAACACCAGGAAAGAAUUUUUCUCCUACAAUUUACAUCAGUGGUUCUCAACAAGGGUGACUUUGUCAUCCAGAAAACAUCCGGCAAUGUCUACAGGCGAUUUUGAUUGUCACACUGGGUGGGGCUUGAAGGUGCUUUUCAGGCAUCUGGUGGGUAGAGGCCAGAGAUACUGCUAUACACCCAACAGUGCACAGGACAGCCCCCACGAAGGAUUUUCUGACUUCAAAUGUCAUUAGCUGCAGAGUUGAGAAAAGCUGAAUUACAUGGUGGUUAAAAAUGUACAUCCCUACACAGAAAGGACCAUUUUAGACUCUAAGGAAAACAGCCUUACAUAAAUCCAUUGAUCACAUGUUGCCAGGAUUCCCCAUCACUCAGUGUUUCCGUAUGGAAAUGAAGACAUACACACUUGAAGUACAAUGUUGAAUUGGGGUAGGGAGUGGGAGUGGGGGCCAGAGGCCAGAUUAUCAAUGCUUUUAGUCAUUAAAUCGUUUCUCUAGUCUCACUCUAAACUCACAAAAGAAGUUCUUUUAAGAUGAAGGAAGAAAUUAUGGAAAAAUGUACAAUUUAACAUUUUUAAUAAAUAGUGACAUAAGUUGUUUA
Messenger RNA from Pipistrellus kuhlii (Kuhl's pipistrelle), 2452 nucleotides. It is a transcript of the gene ITGBL1, whose product is annotated as integrin subunit beta like 1. The coding region runs from base 189 to 1673 and encodes 494 amino acids. Gene Ontology annotation, biological process: integrin-mediated signaling pathway; cell migration; cell adhesion mediated by integrin. NCBI's taxonomy places the organism in Eukaryota, Metazoa, Chordata, Mammalia, Chiroptera, Vespertilionidae. Gene Ontology annotation, molecular function: integrin binding. The record is from RefSeq and is a predicted model, not a curated record. Gene Ontology annotation, cellular component: integrin complex; focal adhesion; cell surface. The transcript is spliced from 11 exons.